CCGCGAGAUCGGGAGUAGCUGAUCCGGCGCCCUGCUCCGCCCCACCUUCCGCCGCAGCCGACAACGCAUUCGGCUUCACGAAUACCACAAUUAUUAUCGUUAUUGUGGAGAGAGCAUGGGUCCGGGGGAUUGAGGACCUGGUUCUAGUUAGGUCCUUGAACUAGAAUGACCUAGUGGAAAGAACCCAGGCCUGGGAGCCAGAAAGACCUGAGUUCUAAUACUGCCCUUGCCACUUACCUGUCCUGUUACCUUGGAAGAAAAUGAGGCAACGGUCAAAUGGAGGAAACCUUACCAACACAUGCGUCAUCUGAGGAGAAAGUUGAGGCUGAAGAACUGAAGGAAAUCAUCGAAGAUGUCAAAAAACAUUCUGAGGAAAAUUCUCCCCUCUCCGGGAGCUCCCCUCAGGAUACAGAGAAGAGAGUGGUGAUCUUGGAAAGCCAAGGAGAAAGUGGCCCUACUGCCAACACGGCCAGGGAAAGUCCUCAAGAGGUUUCUGAAACUGACCCCGCCAAAGCCACGUCGCCAUCAACCAGUUCUUCAGAAAAGGUCUCCAAGCACUUGGUAACUGAUUCAGAUUCGACAAGGCCCAACGCAUCUCGAAGGGAAUCCGGCCCUGUAAUCUGCCCACCCGAAGACUCCCCCACACCGAUCCGGAAGGCGUCAUCGAGUGUGUUUCCCGAAAGGGCCGAGGGAGGGGUCGUACUCCCCCGAGUGAGCGAAACGCAAGUGCAGCCGUCUCUACCGGAAAGAAAACCGGUUGGGGGGCCUCAGGGCCAGGAGCAACCCUUCCGAGUUAACCUCAGUGACAAGGACAAGGUUUUCCCUGAAGACGUCUCUGAGAGCCGAGAGAUAAAACGCCUCUAUGCAAACCGCAACAGCAUCAGAAGUUUCCCCCCAUACCUGGACUGUCUCUCAGGCCUGGAAGAAUUGUGCCUGGAGAGAAACGACCUAAGAUGCCUACCUCCGGAGAUAGGUCAACUGGCCAAUCUCAGAGUUUUGAACAUCAACCACAACCAAAUAGCCAGUCUCCCCAAAGAAGUCGGGCAGCUUGUGGGUCUGCGGCAGCUCUUCUGUGGUCACAAUCGAUUGGAAGAGUUUCCCGCCACCCUGGGAGGCUUGGAAAAUCUGGACAUCUUAGGUCUCGCUGGAAAUAACCUAAAAAGUGUACCGGAAAGCAUAACGAGGCUGCAACAUUUGCAGGUUCUUCACAUCGACUCUAACCAAUUGGAGAUCUUCCCCAAAGCCCUGUGCUACCUUCCCAAGCUUACCAGACUGAGCCUGUCUGGGAACUCCAUACGAAGUCUGCCCAAAGACAUUAAGGAGCUCAGGAACUUGGAGGAACUGACAAUGAACUGCAACCAACUCAUCUUUCUGCCUGUGCAGUUUUUCCAGUUGCUGAAGCUGAGAGAGGUCUAUUUGGGCAGCAACAAGUUGGAGUCCCUUUCCCCCAACAUUGGCAAUUUACAGGAGCUCAGGGUUUUGCACCUGCGGGACAACCUAUUCAAAACCAUAACUGGGAAGAUCGUGACCUGUUCCCUGCUGGAAAAGCUUGAUCUUCAUGGCAAUAGGCUAACACAGCUUCCCCCGAAUAUUCGCAGACUCCCAAAACUGAAACAACUCUAUGUGGGAGGAAAUCAGCUGGGUCACCUCGAACAGCAAGUUUCCCAACUCAAAGAGCUCUCCGUCUUAGAGAUUUCCAGCAACGGGAUCACCCACAUUCCGGUGGAAAUCAAGAACUGCGGCCAGCUCACUCGAGUGGACUUGAGUGCUAAUGAGUUAGGUCAGUUCCCCUUAGGGCUGACUGCCUUAGCUGCUCUUAACUAUUUGAAUCUGAAUGUAAAUGAAAUCUCAGAAAUUCCUGAGGAGAUAUCUGAAUUGGAACAACUGAGUCAUCUAGAAUUAAGGCAAAACAGACUCAUCUCAUUUUCAAAAUGUCUAUGUAGGCUUAGAAAGCUCAGCUACUUAGACCUUGGUAAAAACGGAAUUAGCUGCAUCCCCCCAACUGUUUCCAAUAUGCUCUCGCUCCAGGACCUCAUUUUAGACUACAAUCGAUUUUCAGUUUUCCCCAAGGAACUGUGUUCUCUCAAGGGCCUGAAGACCCUGGACCUUUCUGAAAAUCAAAUCCAAUGCAUCCCCUUGGAGAUCUGCGAUCUGCAACGGAUCCGGAGACUAGACUUUUCAAACAAUCAGUUUGUAUCUUUCCCGGUAGAGCUGUGCGCCCUGUCCACCCUGGAGGAACUGCUACUGAGUCAGACCCGCGGCCGCAAGUUCACCCACCUUCCAGAGCAGCUGACCACUCUGACAGGCCUCAAAGAGCUGGAUAUAUCAGACAGCGCCAUCAGGGAACUCCCCAGAAACAUAGGGGAACUGAGAAGCUUGGUUCGCCUGUUAGCCCGGAACAACGCUAUCAGCUGCCUCCCGCCUUCUUUCCGGCUGUUGCACAGCCUCCAGCAGCUGGACAUGAGCGGAAACCAGCUGGUAGCUCUGCCCAGAGGCCUCCACAAUCUCCCCUCCCUGAAGGACAUCAAUUUCGAUGGAAACCCUUUGCUCAGACCACCCCAAGAAGUCUGUAGAGGGAGGCAGCUGCACACCAUCGGACGUUACCUCGAGAAGGCCGAUGACAGAGAUGAGAAAAUCUUGCAGAAGAUAAUCAAGAUGAUUGCUCGCAAUAUUACCGUGGAGGAUUUUGGAUAUUUCUGCCAAAAACUAUCACUUGAUAAUGAUGAAAUUCAAGCUCUUGAAAGUAACAGUUCACUUGGAUUGGAGGAGAAAGCCCUCCAGGCCCUAGAUAUCUGGAAGCAGGAAAACCAAGCCUUCCUCCUGACCCCGGAGGCCAUGGCGCACCAGCUGGGCCGGGUGCUGACCAUGUCCGGCCUGCACGAUCUGACCGCCAGGAUCACCGCUCUCAAGAUUCUCUCCCGCUCGCUCAAAUUCUGAGCCAGCGCCUCACAGGCCAUCUAGAGCUUGGGACACCAUCAUCUAGUCACGCCUAGAAACAGCCCCCGGCUCCCUCUCCCUCUCCCAUCCAAAGGUCGGAAUUGGCUUCUCCCUAGACUUCCACUCGCUACCAGGACCGCUCAAGGACCCACUGGUGAUUGUUGGCUUCUUAAGUUAGGAAUAAAGUGGACAG
Tachyglossus aculeatus (Australian echidna) is the source of this 3130-nucleotide messenger RNA. RefSeq names its product leucine rich repeats and death domain containing 1 (gene LRRD1). Gene Ontology annotation, molecular function: protein binding. Bases 277 to 2937 code for a protein of 886 amino acids. The transcript is spliced from 6 exons. Gene Ontology annotation, biological process: signal transduction. Lineage: Eukaryota; Metazoa; Chordata; Mammalia; Monotremata; Tachyglossidae. The record is from RefSeq and is a predicted model, not a curated record.